AUGAAUUUCCAUUUUUACCUGUUCUGCAUUUUUGUAAUAAACAAACUUCUGCAAAAAUGCUUGAUCGGAUGUAACCAAUUGAAUCUAAACGAUAAAGGGAAAGAACUGUACGAUUAUUUUGUUUCUACUGAUCUGAAGGACGAUAAGGAAAAGAAUAAUAAGAGCAAAGAGACGUGGGGAAAUUAUUUGCCUCAUAAAACAGGAAAAGUGGAAAUUAAGCAUCACGAUGGGCUGGAAACAAAAGAAACCGAAAAGUUAUAUGACAAAAAGGAAUUGGAUAAUCAUAUAAAUGAACUAAAAAUGCUGCAUAAACGUUUAAAAAACAGGGAUAUUGAUUUAAAUGGGCAAGCAAAGCAUGGUAUAGGUGAAAAUUUAAGUAGUACUAAUAAUAGUACGAUGCUUGACAACAAUGGAACGGGAGAAAAAUCAUAUGAAGAAAAUUUAGCCAAAUAUGUACUAAAUGAAAUUAACAAGAACGAAAAAUUAAAUAAUGAAAAAAAAAGUUACGAAGAAUUGAACCUAUUAGAGGAUAAUUCCAAAAAAUUACAAAAUGACAUUCACAUGUGGUUACAAUCUGUUCAAAAUAUAACGGAAAAGACAGGUAAGUUAAAGGAAAUUAAAACUCAAUUGCUAAAUAACAUCGCUUCAUUAAAUGAAACAUUAACUGAAGAAAUUGAAAACAUAAAUGAAAUAAAAAAAUUGCAAAAAAAACAAAAUGAAAUAUUUUCAGAAAAUUGGCUCUACUUUUUGCCUUCCACGUCUGGUAAUUUAAUGAAUGAAAACCUGAAUUCAAAUUUUCAUGUAUUAAAUUAUUUUGAAAAUUUUAAUAGAAAAGAAAAUGCACAACAUGCUGAUAGACAGCACACCGAUGGACAGAACACUGAUGAACAACAUGAAAAUGAUAAAAAUGAUGAAAAUAUAAGGAGUAUGCAGAUUGGUAAUGAUAGUAUGGCCAAGUCCUCGAGUUCGUGCUACUUCUUCAGUUACAUCGCCCUGUUCCUUGUCGUCCUUUUGCUUAGAUAG
Messenger RNA from Plasmodium gonderi, 1023 nucleotides. RefSeq lists its product as hypothetical. The transcript has a single exon. The record is from RefSeq and is a predicted model, not a curated record. NCBI's taxonomy places the organism in Eukaryota, Apicomplexa, Aconoidasida, Haemosporida, Plasmodiidae. Bases 1 to 1023 code for a protein of 340 amino acids.